AUGACUGGCACUAUCUCCCUCUUCGCGGCUGUAUUCUUCUUCAUCCUUUAUGUAGUGGUCUGGUCUUUGUGCCUGCUCGGAUGGAGGACAGCCCGCAUACGAUAUGCUCAUCCUACUCUGCCAUCUCGAAUAUCCUCACUCUCUCCUUCUUCCGCUCCUGGAGUAACAAUCAUUCGACCAUUAUGCGGAUUAGACCAAAACCUGUAUAAUACCUUGGAGAGCUGUAUGAAGCUUGAUUAUCCCAAAUUCGAAGUGAUAUUUGCACUUCAAGACGAAAAUGACGAAGCAUUACCUGUAGUUAGGAUGAUCAUGGAGAAGUAUCCCGAAGUCAAUGCUAGAAUCAUUAUAGAUGGUACCAGAAUUGGAGUAAAUCCCAAAGUCAACAACCUUCUUCGUCCCUUCCAAGAAGCAAGCUAUGACCUUCUAUGGGUGAUAGAUUCAACGAUAUCAGUGACGCCAGGUACACUCGGUAGAGCAGUCGAAGCGUUCUUGUCCAAUCAUGACGUGAGGAAGCCACCUAUGUCAGGGGAAGUAGGAUUGGUUCAUCAGGUUCCCAUCGCACUAUGUUAUCAAAAGACAUGGGGAAGUCUGAUCGAACAGGCUUAUCUCAAUACCACACAUGCUAAGAUGUACCUUGCUAUCAAUGCAGUCGCAGUCGAUUCAUGCGUUGUUGGAAAAUCCAAUUUGUAUUCCCGAAGCUCGAUAUCCCAACUUACAACACCUUCACCAUCUCUCCGUCAACUACCAAAUCCUCCUACAGGUUUAGCAGGAUAUAGCCCUUUUUUAGCUGAAGAUAACAUGAUAGCUCUCGGUCUAUGGCAUCAACUCAAUCUUAAACACGCUAUGACCCCUGAUGUCGCAUUGGAUUUUCUCGGUGCGUUAUCGGUAAAAGACUAUAUAGAUAGGAGAGUAAGGUGGUUAAGGGUUAGGAAGAAGAUGACACCGAUAAUUGCAACAUUGUUAGAACCAUUUACUGAAUCGCUAGUAGCUGGAUUAUACGGUUCAUGGGCUAUACAACGAUUACUCGGUGCCAAUAUCCCCGCUUUGUUUCUGGUUCAUCUCUUCAUAUGGUUGAUGGUGGAUCUGUCGACUAGAAGAUCGUUAGAAACCAAUGUUAGAUCGCUGAAACCGCCUUCCUCACAGGGCGUGUUUCUGUUGGCGUGGUUGGCGAGAGAAUGUCUGGCAUUGCCCAUUUGGUUGUUGGCUAUGACUAGUGAUGUGGUGGUGUGGAGAGGAAGGAGGUAUAAAAUCGUUUCGUCAGGUGAAGCUAUAAGGUUGGACGAUGAUCGAUAG
Molecule: messenger RNA, 1293 nt
Organism: Kwoniella botswanensis
Lineage: Eukaryota; Fungi; Basidiomycota; Tremellomycetes; Tremellales; Cryptococcaceae
Exons: 7
Coding region: 1-1293 (430 amino acids)
Biological process (GO): glucosylceramide biosynthetic process
Cellular component (GO): membrane
Molecular function (GO): ceramide glucosyltransferase activity
Source: RefSeq, a predicted model, not a curated record